CUACAAAAUGGCGCGGAUUCAUCUUUGGUUAAUGGUUUAUCAUGAGAAGAAAUAGUAUUUUAUAGCUGAGAUGUCUGAAACAUUGAAAACUGAUGAUAGUCUUACGGACAAAGAUGAAGUGGAUUCUGUACUUGCUACAAAGUUGGCAGGUAGUGGUGAAGGAGCUGCUCUUCACGAAACAGAAGAAGAAAUGGAUACAACUCCAGGAACUGAUAGCAAAACCGCAUCAUUUACGACUGAUAAUUCUGUUGAAGAAAGUACCGAAGGUGGAACUGCUGAGGAAUCGGAGGGAGAGAUGAGACAAACAAAUAUAGAAUUUAUCACAGAAAGGCUGAGCUCUAUGAUAGCUGAUAAAAUCAAUACAAAUCAAAUCAAAACUAAGAAGAAGAAAGAUAAAACAAAUGCUAGAAGUAAUGAUAAUGAUGGUGAUAAGGUUCAAGACAGUGAUGAAGAGACUGAUGAUAGUGAUGCUUCAGAUGUUUUGUGUAUAAAUCAAUCUGAUGAUGAAGGAGACCUAGAGAAUAAAUUAGAAGAGAAAGCCUCUAGAAAUAACCUUACAGCAUCUAACGUCAAAAGUAUUUUACACCAAGUAAUAACAAAUAAAGAUGUUGUAGAAAUGGUGAAGAAUACCCUGACUAUCUUCGAAGAGGCACAAUCACAAGAUGCAGGGCGAACGGGAAAUGUUUACGAACCAAAAAUGACCAGAUCUAAAAUGAAAGAAGUCAUUGAACAAGGAAAGAUGCCUCAAGUCUGGCCUUUAACACCAGUAAAGAAUAACACCAGAUCAAAGCCCAGUUUUCUAGAGAUGCAAUUCACAGAUGAUGAAGAUGAAGAAUAUAAUCCUGAAAAAGAUAAAGAAGCUCUGUUACAUGAUAGUGAUGAUGAGAGCAUGUUAUCGUCACAUGCCAGUGAUUUUGGUUCUCCGUGUCCACAAACACCCACCACACCUAGCGUCAAUCCUGUAUCCACACCAUCUUCUGAUUUGUUUUUGAGUCCACAAGUUCCUGUUAAACGAUCUGUGAAAACUGACCUGGGUCAUGCCUUCAAUCAAGCUUCCAUGACUGUGAAUGAAGAAAAUUUAGGAAAAUUUGAGACAGAUGAUACGAUAGCUCGUCGUACUAGAAGUAAAUUACCACUAACUACAACAUCUUUAUCGGAACUAGAAUCAACAUUCGUCGCUCCUGAUAUAACAGAAGAUAUGUAUGAUACACUGUGUGAUGAUAGCGAAUGGCAGGAAUUCCUUAGUUCUCUUAUUACAACAGAUGAAGUAACAGCUGAUCCCCAGGAAAUAAAUGAUGAUGAGAAUAAUGAUCCGGAGUACGAUUAUCUUGGUGAAGCCGAACAUGAAGAAAAAGAUGAAGAAGAUUAUCGUUUUGGUCGACCAUACAGAAUACCUAAGACAGAGAUGUUAGAUUUGUUAAAUCAACUGACAGAAUUUAUGGCGUCUGAUCAGGAAGAAGAAGAAGAAGAAAAUAAAACAGAUACAGGUGGAGAUAGUACUGAAACAGAGGAACGACAUCAGAGAAGAAAACCUCUUAUAAUGACUGAUGAAUUUUCAACGAGCCAGCGUCUUAUCUUAGAAGAUCAGAUGAGACAGCAUGUACAGCUUUCAACUCAGUUAUAUUUUUUAUGUCUGGGAAGUGAAGAUUUUAGUUCUAUGACUGAAGAAUGUUAUAGACAUUUGCAUGAAUUGGAUAUGUUUCGACAGACAUCACUAGCUGGCAGCCAUUCUGUGUUUAAUGCUUGUAAUUUAAACUGUGCUCUCCAGUUGGUAACGGAGGAAAGACAGUGGAAUUUACCUGAAGAAUUGAAAGACAUUGAAUCUCAGAGUUUUGACGAUUCUUUCAGCAAUGGCACUGAUUCUGAACAUGAAGGAUUCAGUGUGGAUAAUAAUGUUAAGAGACAAAAGGCUAAAAACACAGAAGUCCGGCAUUCGUCUUAUACAACGUUUUGACUUCUAUACUGGUGGAGGUAAAAAAAAAAGACAUCCC
Messenger RNA from Patella vulgata (common limpet), 1991 nucleotides. RefSeq names its product GON-4-like protein. Gene Ontology annotation, cellular component: nucleus. Lineage: Eukaryota; Metazoa; Mollusca; Gastropoda; Patellidae. The transcript has 14 exons. Bases 71 to 1954 code for a protein of 627 amino acids. Gene Ontology annotation, molecular function: transcription coregulator activity. Gene Ontology annotation, biological process: regulation of DNA-templated transcription. The record is from RefSeq and is a predicted model, not a curated record.